Drepanopeziza brunnea f. sp. 'multigermtubi' MB_m1 is the source of this 576-nucleotide messenger RNA. RefSeq lists its product as uncharacterized. Gene Ontology annotation, biological process: mitochondrial respiratory chain complex I assembly. Lineage: Eukaryota; Fungi; Ascomycota; Leotiomycetes; Helotiales; Drepanopezizaceae. The record is from RefSeq and is a predicted model, not a curated record.
AUGGCUCCUGGAAAUGAGGCAUACCACCCACAUGAUGCCAUCAAGGCUGCUAUCAAUGGCACAAUGAUCACCGGCGCGGCUGGCGGACUGGUCUCUGCGAUCCAGAACUCCCUGACGAAGAAGAACGUGAGCGCAUGGGGAGUCUUCACGAGGACGGGAGGCACGAUCGCUGUUUUUGCCGCUAUGGGAGGCACCUAUGAGUUUACACGAUUUGCGUCCGCCAACCUGCGAGAGAAGGACGAUAGUUUGAACACGGCUCUCGGAGGAUUUCUGGCUGGAUCUGUGCUGGGAUUGAGAUUUGGAACGACACCCGCAGUCCUUGGAUUUGGUGCCCUGACAGCGGUGGUUAUGGGUGCCUACGACUACACAGGCGGAGCGUUGACCGGAUACAGGAAGGACUCAGAGAUGGAUGAGUUCGAGCGGAAAGAACUUUUGAGGAAGAAUCGCAGACGGCCAAUUGACCAGACAAUAUCAGAAAUCGGAGAGGGAAGAGGUGUGUACGGACCGGGAUACGACGAGAGACGGAGGGAGAGGAUUAAGGAGAAGUAUGGUAUCGAGGUGCCCGCAAAGUCAUAG